Dermacentor silvarum is the source of this 2107-nucleotide messenger RNA. Its product is annotated as translation initiation factor eIF-2B subunit alpha. The transcript has a single exon. Gene Ontology annotation, molecular function: guanyl-nucleotide exchange factor activity; translation initiation factor activity. Gene Ontology annotation, cellular component: eukaryotic translation initiation factor 2B complex. Bases 76 to 993 code for a protein of 305 amino acids. Gene Ontology annotation, biological process: translational initiation. NCBI's taxonomy places the organism in Eukaryota, Metazoa, Arthropoda, Arachnida, Ixodida, Ixodidae. The record is from RefSeq and is a predicted model, not a curated record.
GUUUCGCGCGGUUCCGGUUGUUGCAGCAUGCUCUGUGGGAUUGCUUCUGGUGCCACGUUUCUGUGAGUAGACCAAAUGGAAGGCGUGAACGCUGAUUCUAUCAACACGAACUUGGAGGCCAUGCUUCGUGAGAACUCCGACCUGUCGCCUGCAGUGGCUUCAUUGCAGCUGCUGCUUGAAUUCAUCGAGAAGGACGACUACACGACCAUCCAAGGCAUGGAAGAAAAUCUUCAGCAUGUUAUCAGUGAUAUUUGUACUGCGAAGUGUUCGAUCACCUGCGUCAGGUCGGCGUGCGAAUUAUUUGUACGUUUUGCUACGCUCACCGCGCUUGAUGGGACCAUUGAUGAGUGCAAGAAAAAUAUGUCUACUCGAGGCCGAACGUUCUUGGAGAAAAUGCGUGCGGCACGCUGCAAAAUUGCUGCGCUUGCAGCCCCCUUUGUACAGGACCGCUCGACGAUCCUGACGCAUUCCUUCUCGCGUGUUGUGCGUGACACGCUGUUCGCUGCGGCAGAGGACCACAAGCACUUCACUGUGUACGUGACCGAAUCGGCGCCCGAUUACAGCGGCCGGCAACUGUACGAAGCGCUUAAAGAGAGAGGCAUCAGUGUGACUCUAUUAGUCGACGCCGCAGUUGGCUAUGUUUUGGAAAAAGUGGACGUGGUUCUUCUGGGAGCAGAGGGCGUAGUUGAGAGCGGUGGCAUCAUCAACAAAAUUGGCACCUACACGAUGGCCAUGUGUGCCAAGGCAAAGAACAUUCCUAUUUACGUGCUAGCCGAGAGCUUCAAGUUUGCCAGAAAGUACCCCUUGAACCAGAAAGAUCUGCCUGAUGAGCAGAAGUACCCGUCGGACAAGCGUAAUGGCAAAACUGACCUUUCCAAGGAGCACCCCAUGGUCGACUACACGCCACCUGCGUACAUUACUCUGCUGUUCACGGACCUGGGAAUUUUAACGCCAUCAGCGGUUAGCGAUGAGCUUAUCAAGCUGUACCUGUGAAUAGAGCACAAACAGUCAGCAGCUGCUGUGAUUGGUGUCCAUUUUGGUUGAGAAAGUGCCGUCAUCGCCUUGAGGUAUCAGCGUCACGCUCUGUGAAGUGCGCCAUUAGAAGCUUGACUAGAUGGUUUCCCAUGCCUGCCUAGCUUCUGGUAUAUCCGCUAGUCAAAUUACAGUCGAGUUGGGAAGAAAAAAAUGCUCCGACCAGUUCGAACAGGGCCCCAGCACAGCAUCGCUGCACCAACACAAGUUGGUUGGCAGCGAUGUACGAGUAUUCACAGAGCUGUCCUAAAGAGCUUGUCAAGCCAGUAAUAUAUACUCGAAAAAUCAGAACCGCCUCUGCUAUGUAUCAGACAAGUAGCCAUAUCUUCUGACUUCCUGACAAUACACAUGCAGAGCACUAUUUUUUUCUUUGAACUGUUUUAAACAAACUAAUGGAUACGAACUCGUCUAGAUUGGAAAUAAAAAUGUGCACUGGCGACCGAAUAGUUCACAAUUGUGAAGUCGAAGAAUUGCUAACAAAUCAGAGAUGAUAAGUUCUUGCAACAGACAUAAACAAGCUUACUUGCCAGCUGUCUGGUAAAAACACACUUGUUCCUCUCAAGCUUAUCUUUUGUGGUGAAGGCUUGGUUGAUUUUCUGGCGGUGUCUCGUUUUUGUGGGUAAAAGAUAAUAUGCAUAUCCAACCUACAUUUCGGAGUAAUGUGAAGUGAUAUGGCUUCACAUAUAGAUUCCAAAGUGCACGUUGGAUGUACGAAAAUGUUGUGUCCCGCUUGUUCAUUUUUUUUAGGCAGCAAUCGACACCAGCAUUUCAGUACGAAGCCUCAAUCCUUCGAGAACGCCACAAAUAAUUAAUAUACAGCACUUUUUUUACGAUCCGUUCAAAACGCGCAUCAAGCGCAGCGCGGCUUCGGACGCGAAGAAGGAUGCUCAACACGUCACCGAAAGCGGAGGUGGCAGUCGCGUGGUGUCACACGCCGAGCGGUGGUUGAAGGCCAUACGAUAACCGUGUCGCUGUAGAUCUCUCCCUGUUUGCAAACACGGUGACGACAGUGCGAGAGUGCCCCGCCCACCUGCCGCGCCGGCUGUGCGUGCGCUGGUGGCAAAAAAAAAAAAAA